ACUCGCCACCAGACGCGAGUCGAUGUAACGGCCAUCAGAAAACAUAUGACCCUGCAUGUGACGCUGUCGCUGUUUUUGAGUGCGUAUAUGAAAGUGCUUUCAUUGUGACAGUCACUUGCAGUUGCUCGUUGUCGCUUGUUUUCCUGGAAUAUGCGCGUAUACUUUGUCGGCUAAAAAAGCAUAACGUUUCGAGGAUAGAAAAUUUAAUUGAUAAAACGUCAUUGACAAUAUCAUCCUUAUUACGCCGCUCUCUCUUAGCUUAUGUAUAUUAUAUACGUUAGUGUCGAAAUUAGUAUUCGAGAGAUAAUUGGUCAACCUUCUAAAGGAAGCGAUCACUGACGAAAAGUGUUCCAAAAUUUAUAACGAUGAGCGACGAUCAGAUAAACGAGCAGAGUCCGACUGCAGAGUUGUCAUCGAGUGACAUAGAAAAGUUGGAAGAAGCAAAGUUAAAAGCAAAAUUCCCAAAUGCAGCUCGACCAUUUGGUGGUCAUUCUGCAUUUCUGCAAAAAAGGCUAGCCAAAGGACAAAAAUAUUUUGAUUCCGGGGAUUAUCAAAUGGCGAAACAGAAAUCUACAGCUAAGCCAAAGCCAGCUGGUGUUCUGCCAACAGGAGACGCUAUACCAACACCAGAAACAGUACCACAACGAAAAACAUCUAUCAUACAACAAAAAUUUAAUACAUCAACAUCAUAAGAUAAGAGUGUCAUUUUUUAAACUAUAUUUUGUUAAUUAGUCUUAUAUUUGGAUGCUAAAGUAAUAUGGUUCCUUAUAAAUAAUUGAAGAUUUAAACAGUUUCAUGUUUGAACAAUUUAUUUUAAAAAGCUUUCCUGAAUUAUUUUAUACACAUAGUACCAUAAAAUUCUUGUGUCUUUAGCAAAUUGAUUACUUCCUAGUUGCUUAUUCUUAAAAGAGCAUCUGUAAUAUUACAAUAAAAAUGAUGUUCUUUAUAUGUGCCACAGUGAUAUCUAAAUUUAAUAAUGUAUGUGAGUAAAUAGGUUACAUAUAUUAUUUCU
Molecule: messenger RNA, 1012 nt
Organism: Camponotus floridanus (Florida carpenter ant)
Lineage: Eukaryota; Metazoa; Arthropoda; Insecta; Hymenoptera; Formicidae
Gene: endos
Product: alpha-endosulfine
Exons: 3
Coding region: 366-692 (108 amino acids)
Cellular component (GO): cytoplasm
Molecular function (GO): protein phosphatase inhibitor activity
Source: RefSeq, a predicted model, not a curated record